AUGACAAUUGUAACUCAUCCAGAUUUUCAAAUCAUUAAAUUAACAGUAACAAUAAUUAAUGAUACUAAUAAAAAUAACGUCAAUAAUACUAUUGAUCACCCACUUAUUGAAGUCCCAGUUAAAGAUGCUGAAAAAAUUCAUAUUGUUAUCCCUAAUGGAGUUCAAUAUCAAUUCACAUUAUAUUUCCAAGUGAAAAAUAAAUCAUAUAAUAAUGUUCAUUAUAAACAAGUUGUUAAAAAACAUGGAAUUACAAUGAGAACUAGAGAAUUAGAAAUUGGUAGUUAUGAUCCAUCACCAAAAAUUGAAAAAAGAGAGGAAGUAAAUGAACAAGAGGAAGAACAAGAGGAAAAGGAAGAAGAACAAGAGGAAGAACAAGUUGUGACUUAUAUUAAAGAAUUUCCUAUUGAUGAAACUCCAAGUACUAGAUUUUCUAGAGGAUUUUAUUAUUGUACUUCAUGGUAUUAUGUUGGUGAUGAAAAAGAUCCAAUUAUAACUACUGAUUGGACUCUUGAAAUAGUUGCAAAGACUUAA
This is a messenger RNA of Candida dubliniensis CD36, 531 nucleotides long. RefSeq lists its product as uncharacterized. Gene Ontology annotation, cellular component: membrane; cytosol; cytoplasm. NCBI's taxonomy places the organism in Eukaryota, Fungi, Ascomycota, Pichiomycetes, Serinales, Debaryomycetaceae. The record is from RefSeq and is a predicted model, not a curated record. Bases 1 to 531 code for a protein of 176 amino acids. Gene Ontology annotation, molecular function: protein binding; Rho GDP-dissociation inhibitor activity. Gene Ontology annotation, biological process: Rho protein signal transduction. The transcript has a single exon.